AUGCCCCAGUCUCUCAGAGCUAUCGUCUCUCUCAGUGGGUUUGACUUCAUAGUGACCCAGAAACUCUUCCUCAGGCUGUCAUCCCACUCUAAUCAUAGUCUGCCCACCCCCAGCACCUUCACCCCACCUCCAGAGCCCCUCUCUACCCCCCCCUACCUGCCCUCCCCAGCACCUUCACCCCACCUCCAGAGCCCCUCUCUACCCCCUACCUGCCCUCCCCCAGCACCUUCACCCCACCUCCAGAGCCCCUCUCUACCCCCCCUACCUGCCUUCCCCCAGCACCUUCACCCCACCUCCAGAGCCCCUCUCUACCCCCUACCUGCCCUCCCCCCAGCACCUUCACCCCACCUCCAGAGCCCCUCUCUACCCCCCUACCUGCCCUCCCCCAGCACCUUCACCCCACCUCCAGAGCCCCUCUCUACCCCCCUACCUGCCCUCCCCAGCACCUUCACCCCACGUCCAGAGCCCCUCUCUACCCCCUACCUGCCCUCCCCAGCACCUUCACCCCACCUCCAGAGCCCCUCUCUACCCCCCUACCUGCCCUCCCCCAGCACCUUCACCCCACCUCCAGAGCCCCUCUCUACCCCCCUACCUGCCCUCCCCCAGCACCUUCACCCCACGUCCAGAGCCCCUCUCUACCCCCUACCUGCCCUCCCCCCAGCACCUUCACCCCACCUCCAGAGCCCUACCUCAUAG
Messenger RNA from Oncorhynchus gorbuscha (pink salmon), 696 nucleotides. Its product is annotated as vegetative cell wall protein gp1-like. The transcript has a single exon. Lineage: Eukaryota; Metazoa; Chordata; Actinopteri; Salmoniformes; Salmonidae. The coding region runs from base 1 to 696 and encodes 231 amino acids. The record is from RefSeq and is a predicted model, not a curated record.